AUGUCAUCAAACCAGGAAUGGAGUCAGCCACUUGAGGCUGGUCUCCACAAUACUGACAGCUUUUCCAAUAACACAUUUAACAAAAUUGAGCAAAAUGCCCAGGGUGAUUAUUUGUCAGCAUCGUACGGACACUCCCCUCAGGCUUCACCUGACAGCCAGCAGGUACAUCUGUCACCUGCACAGCAUUUUCCCGGGUUUGGCUCCACCACACAGGAUAAUCACAGCUCCCACCAGCCUCGCACACUCCUACCAAACACAUCUGCAUUCUGUGAGCAGCAAACUAGAAAGGAGCAAAUUAUGGCAUCAGAGCUAGAUUCUCAACAGGCAUCCAAUAGCAUGAUAUCACAAGGCCAGAAUGAACCAAAAAGUAACUGUAAUUAUCCAGGAUUACAGGAACAUCAAUAUUCACCGGAAUAUUCUCUCAAAAGCCACCUACAGAAUAAUAUGAAUAACAGCCAGGCGGAUAACUGUUCAAAUGUGCCUGCUGUUUCUCAGAGGCUGCCCCAGAACCAUCCAUCAAAUGAUCGCCGAGUUCAUCUUUCUACUACACAGCAAUCUAAUCAGUGUAGGCUGUUUAAUGCACCCACUUCUCCUCAUCUACCAACAACGCAGAUAGCCUCACCUCCAAAACAGACACAGUUAAUGCCUCAGCACCAGCAGCAGCAGCAUUAUCAUAACCUUACGAAUCCUGUAUCUUCGAGCGCUGGUAAUAUGUAUCCAAACAACAGCGCCACUACCCCUGCUGUAAGGCAACAAUCUAAAACACAAGCAUCCGGUCACAUGCAGGCAGCUGAGAUUGUGUCUGGUCGGCUCGGGCCGUCCCCAGCUCCAGUAAGAAAUGACAGUUCAGGGGUGGGUAGAGUACCACAACAGCAAGGCCACCCACAAGGCUACCAGCAGGGUAUGGCCCAACACAAACAGGAAGGAGAUUCCUGUGAGAGAAUGCCACGAGAACCACAAUCACAUCAGUAUGGAUAUGAAGCUGGACAGCUGUUUUAUGGGGAUGAAGAGGAGGGUGAGGACAUGGAUGAUGUAGAUGAUGAAAGAAUGGAAUAUGCUGGGAUUGCAGACAGACAUGGUUUGAGCUAUCCUUCCAGUGACAGUGAGGAGCUAUCUGAAGAAGAAACGGCCUUGCUUGAGGAAUUGCGUUGUUGUGGGGAUGAUGAUAGAUACAAUGAAAUUGUUAAAUGUCUUGAAGAGAAGGGUUUAGACCGGGAAGACAUUGAAGAAAUGCUUCAGCACAGCAGUUACGCUGCAGGAAUGUUCCCAGGGGAAAAUUAUAAUGAUGAAAAUGACAAUGGAGUGGAAGCAGAAGGGGUGGUGUCCUCGUCUUCUCAAGGGCAGACAUAUCACAUGCGAAAUCAAAUGAGACCUCACAUACCUCUAGCAAGUGGGCAGCAACAGUCAAGGAUGUAUUCAACACCACCAUCUGGGCAGAAUAGAACAGACAUGUCUUCAGCUGUAUCCAGUUUACAUGAGCAGCAGUCAGCAUCUUCAGUGCCUUCACUGGGAUCCAGCAGUCAGGACAGUUACCAUGGGGGGCCACCUGGGUCUACUGAUGGUGCUUGUCAACAGGUAAAGACAUCUGGUCUUCAGACUUCAGAUAGUUGUCCAUCUGCUGGCAUUCAGAAACGUGCACAGGGAGAUGUGUUGUCACUUCAACAGCAGCAGACAAAACAUAUUACUUUAGCACUUGGAAACCCGCAGAAACAGGUUUUGCCAGGAAACACUUCAGAAACAGGUCAGUCCACUUUUGCAGCUCCACAAGCAAAUACCUGGCAACCAAUCCAGAAUGUAAUUAGAGCACAAAAUCAGCUGAAAUUAAGUGACCCAAGGCAGUCCUUGCCAAAAGGCACUCCACAGCCUAGUCAUUCUCAAGGUAUGCCAUCCCUAAGACCUGGUCUUGUUAACAAAUCUCAGUUGCUAAGCCAACCUCAGGGUCAGAUUGGCACUACCAGGCCACAGGGUACUGCUCAAAGCAGUUCUUCAAGUGUUGUCGUAAGACCAGUACAGCAUUUAACUAUAAUCACCAACAGUCAGUCACCUCUGCCUGGUCAGGGUGCGCAGAACAGGUUUGUUAUGAGACAAACUGUACCUACACAGCAGUUUAUAAUUAGUUCAGUACCGCAAAGUCAGCAAAGUGGUUUUGUUGGAACAUCUCAAACAUUGUCACCAGUUAAAGCCACAAGUCCAAGAGCAUCUUUGCAGACUCACCAGAAAGCUCCAGAGCAGCAGGUCAUGCCUGAGGUGCUAGUACUGACUUCAGUCCAACAACAAGGUGUUCAUCGUUCCAUCACCACAGUUCCUCAAAGUGUUCCACAUCAGCAAAAUAUGACUCCUUCUCCUCGGCUCCGAGCAGUGUUAAAUAAAGAAACUGCUCCGAGUGAGGCUAGACUUGCCAGACUUAAUGUCAUGUACAUGCAGCAGAGCCUAGAGCAGGUAAUAUUAGCCAAAAAAGGGACCCAGGCGGCACAAGGGCAAUCAUCUGGUGCCCCAGAUCUUCCGAAUCCAGACAUCAACGCACAACAUAGAUUACCACUGCCUCAUACUACAAUUCCGUUACCUAGUGCGCACACUGGUCAGCCAUUUCUUCAGAAGCAGCAGACUCAAAGUUUCCCAGCUUAUCAGCCAAAGCAUCAGCUUCCACCUCGUCAGCCUAUUCCUGCCAUUGUCAGUCCUAAUUCAGGCACAAACCAGACUUUCUCCAGUGGCAGGCCCAUUUGCAGUGUUGUCCCCUUCACAUCCCAAAGCCGAGGCCCGGCUGUCUCUCCAAAUAUCCCCAGGCAGAACGCUCCCCAACAAAAUGCAGACUUUGUGAGGCUUAGAAAUCCUGCUGUUGUAUCUUCUCCGCAAGUUGGAGGUAAUCCACAACAAGUUGGAGGUAAUCCACAACAAGUUGGCAGUAAUCCUCAACUUAUUGGCAGUAAUCCUCAGCACAUUGGUGGUAAUCUUCAGCUUGUUGGUGGUAGUCCUCAGAAUGUUGGUGGUAAUUCUCAACUUAUUGGCAGUAAUCCUCAGCACAUUAGUGGUAGUCUUCAGCUUGUUGGUGGUAAUCCUCAGAAUGUUGGAAGUAAUUCUCAGCUUGUUGGAAGUAAUCCACAAGUUGCCAGUAGUUCUCAACUUAUUGGCAUUAAUCCUCAGCACAUUGGUGUAAAUGUAGCAUUCCAGAUGCAAGGAAAUGCCGUCCCAUCAACACAAGGAAAUAUAGGACUCCCAGUCCCGCAGCAAAGGACGCCUGACCAGCUGCAGCA
Molecule: messenger RNA, 3251 nt
Organism: Candidula unifasciata
Lineage: Eukaryota; Metazoa; Mollusca; Gastropoda; Stylommatophora; Geomitridae
Source: the annotation of a GenBank genome assembly